AAAACCAAACCCACAGAUGAGGGACGAGAUAUUGCGGGGUUCGGGACGGGUAGUGAUGACCGCUGUCUAAAUGGGGCCAAUUUUAUAUUCAAAUCGCUCGCCUGGCUGUACACCGGCUCCCACUCCCUGUUCGCCGAAGCCAUACACUCAUUGGCCGACACCUGUAACCAACUGAUCCUGGCGUUCGGCAUACGAAAGUCGCUGCAGAGCGCCAACGCCGACCACCCCUACGGCUACCAUCCCAUGCGGUACAUCGCGUCCCUGAUCUCCGGUGUGGGCAUAUUCUGCGCGGGCACUGGACUCUCGUUCUACAACGGCAUCGACGGGCUCCUACACCCGCAGCACGUGGAGUCGCUGUACUGGACGUUCUUCAUACUGGGCGGGAGUCUCAUCUCAGAGGGCGGGACUCUACUCAUCGCACUGAACGCCGCCCGGAAGGGCGCUCAGAGAGCCGGCUGUUCUCUCAAGGAAUACGUGUAUCGCGGAUCUGAUCCCAGUGUGAACGUCGUGCUACUGGAGGACAUCGCGGCGGUGAUCGGGGUAGUGAUCGCGGGCUCCUGUAUGGGUCUGACCACGUACUUCAAUACUCACAUAUACGACGCGGCCGGUUCGCUG
Oppiella nova is the source of this 615-nucleotide messenger RNA. Lineage: Eukaryota; Metazoa; Arthropoda; Arachnida; Sarcoptiformes; Oppiidae. The record is from the annotation of a GenBank genome assembly.